GCAGUAACGUUGCAAUUUAGUAAUUAAUGGUGACAUUGCGGAUAAUUAACUGCCGUAAAUAAUUGUAAUUGUGCUUAAGUUCUAUCUGCUGGCCGUGACUACGUCGGCGAGGGGGAAAAGAAAGGAAGGAAAAGAAAAAAGAAAAAGAAAAAAAGGAAAAAGAGCCGGCGAAUGCACCGUUGCGUGUUCUUUACCGACGAACACCUAGCCACCGUCAUCGCGGUCGUCAUCGCCGUUGUCGACAGCCCCGACACCGCGCCGGUCUCGCUUUGUUCGAGCAAGGAUGCGUCUGUUCUCGGAAUUGCCGCGAGGACGGGAGACUAAUACACGCGAAUACGACAAUACCUAUCAUUCGACACGAGGAGGAGGAGGAGGAGGAGGGGGUGGAGGAGGAGGAGGGAGCGGCGGCGUCAGUGAGCAAGCUGUCCCGCAGACAAGUCCUGCGAGUAGCACGAGUAGCUCAGGUCAGGUGAAUCAGAGCCUGCAACAGGCGAGCCAACAAGCUCACCAACAAUCGGUACCGCCACCCACCACAACGGCACCCCAAUCUGCUCAAAUGGGAAUCUCUACGGAGGAAGUGAGAGCCGAGGAGGAGAGUAACCACCCUAGAGCAGCGCCGACCAGCCCUGAAAGCGAGACCGAGGUCGAUGACUUUGCGCCGAAGAGGAAGCAACGCAGAUAUAGGACUACCUUCACCAGCUUUCAGCUAGAGGAACUCGAGAAAGCUUUCUCGAGAACUCAUUAUCCCGACGUGUUCACCAGGGAAGAAUUAGCCAUGAAGAUCGGUCUCACGGAAGCACGAAUACAGGUUUGGUUUCAGAAUCGGCGGGCAAAGUGGCGGAAACAGGAGAAGGUCGGGCCUCAGGCGCAUCCGUACAAUCCGUACGGAUUGGGAUCAGGUGCGCCACCACCGUCGGCGGUCGUCGCGCCGACCUUGCCGAACCCUUUCGCCCACCUGGGCACGUUUGCCCUGCGGAAACCCUUCGACGCGUUUCGUUACCCACCUCUGGGUCACGGACCGGUCCUUCCCGGUAGUUACACCGCUCAUCCCUAUCAUCGCGCGCCGCCACCGCUGCUACCACCUGGAAUGCCUCUGCCGUACACAUCGGCAGCGUCCUUUCAAAGUCUCUUGGCGAACAUAUCCGCGGCGCAGAGGCCGAAAUUGAUACGCAACUCGCCGCCACCUCCGCCCCCGCCUCCACCGACGGCCGGGAUCAGCCUGCCCCAUCCGCCGCCGGUGCCACCGCCACCACAGACCGUCAGUUCGCCCCAAGGCUCGCCAACGGGCACCGUCGGACUGCCAGACAUCGACAGACGGACCAACAGCAUCGCCUCGCUCAGACUCAAAGCCAGGGAGUACGAGCUACACCUCGAGAUGCUUCGCAAGAACGGAGAUCUCAUCAGCUGAAGAGAUUCGCGGUCCUAGGACACCUAAUAGACGCCUAGAAACUACGCUCCCGUCAGCGGCUGCCUCUAGAUCGACGCUAAUUUCAAAAUUGAUCCGAAAAUCUGACGCGUCGAUCGAGACCGAUUACCGUCGAAUCGUUGCUUUCUUGAACCCAGAACGAAAGCAGCAUCUCGUUCUCAAAACUCGACAUCGAUGAUCUCGACUACGUUGACGUCGCCGAUGAAGCAAACGCGAGGAGAGUUCUUCCGUUUGUUCUCCUCCCCCAGAAGUACGCGUACGAACCUUAUGCGAACGACAUAUCUGUACGGCUUCUUAAAUCCGCGCUUUCGUAUGUUUCGUACAAGAUACGAGCCAAAGAAGAACUCGCUUCGAAGUGAUCGACUUUUCCCACCUUGUCAACUGCGCGUACGCAAAGGAAGGUUGAAUGAUAAUAGUUAUCCCCUUCUUUCUGUGAUCAGUUGUGCCUUCGUUACAUAAUGUCUAAUCUUAGAGACAGUGGAUCCGAUUCUGUUGCGAAUUGCAUGCCCAACGGUCAUCCAGUUGAGAACGCGAUCUCGGAUCUCGGGACGUUCCUCGUCGUUUUAAUCGAUCGUUUGGUGUUCGAAGACUCGGCGCCACGUGCGACAGAUCUCCUUGUCAGACGCACAAACUUGACAACGCGAAACCAACGAUUCAUACGCCACGUCCGCGAUGACAAAUCGAAUGGCCAUUUGAGACACUUGCUAAUUAGAUAUUUUUAUUGGACGUCAGCGUGGAUCGUGACGUAAUGAAUCAUUCAAGCGACAGUUUUUACACGGUGUUGUUCGUUGAAGGAAGAACGAUAUACCUGUCCAUGUACAAACGAGUUUUUUUUCAACCUUCCUUUUAACGUCAUUCAGAAUGACUUUUGCGUUGAGAACGAUCGCGAAGAAAACGAAAGAUCAAGCGAAUAUGUUUCACUUCGUGUACAGUAACGUAUUAUGAUUUACAGUAACGAUAUAAGACGAUGUUUCGAAUUAUAUGCUUACACGUAUGUAUUUACAUUACCAUGUCUUUUAAAUCUAUCGUUUUGUCGUUGGCAAAAGCUCAGGAAAGUUCUCCGCGGAUAUAUAAAUUUUUAAAUUAUCGAGUACCUCUUUACUGCAAACUGUACUUAACGCGGAUUCGAAAGGUCUGAACGAAACAAUCGUUUAAAAUCGACAGUCGUUCGUCGCGUUGGCGAAUGAAAAAAACGUCCACUUGCGAUUAUACGACUAUUUUUAAGCAAACAUCAUCGAAGGAUGUCCGUCCAGAAGAAUACUUGUAUACGCGGCAAGAAAUUCGCUGUCGAAUACAUUUUUAUUAGAAAUACGCAAA
This is a messenger RNA of Frieseomelitta varia, 2743 nucleotides long. Its product is annotated as homeobox protein aristaless-like. NCBI's taxonomy places the organism in Eukaryota, Metazoa, Arthropoda, Insecta, Hymenoptera, Apidae. Bases 284 to 1408 code for a protein of 374 amino acids. The record is from RefSeq and is a predicted model, not a curated record. The transcript is spliced from 4 exons. Gene Ontology annotation, molecular function: DNA-binding transcription factor activity, RNA polymerase II-specific; RNA polymerase II transcription regulatory region sequence-specific DNA binding. Gene Ontology annotation, biological process: regulation of transcription by RNA polymerase II.